Paramecium sonneborni is the source of this 2528-nucleotide messenger RNA. NCBI's taxonomy places the organism in Eukaryota, Ciliophora, Oligohymenophorea, Peniculida, Parameciidae. The record is from the annotation of a GenBank genome assembly.
AUGAUUAUCGGAAAAAGAAGGUUGAAACAAAUAAAACUUAUUCUUGUAUCUCCUACUUUAGAGAAGAUUACAGUUUUAUCAUAUUUAGUUUUAAUACCAUUAAUGGUAGGUAACUUAAUAAUCUGAAAAUUAGAUGAUGUAUGAAACUUAUGGAUUAGGUAAUGGAUAUUUAAAUUUGUAUUAAAUCAAAUCAUAAUUCUAAGUAUAUACUUGGCGUAAUAGUACAACAGUUUAAGAGGCAUUCAAUUAUUUGAUGAAUGUUUUUACACCUAAAUAUUAUGCUAAUCAAUUUAAGUCUUCACAUAUUCCACUUUCUAAUUUAAUUAUUGCUUAAACAAGAUCUACAAUAUAUUAAUGUAAUACAAAUGUUAUAGAUUGUGAAUAUGGAUCAGAUUAAUAUUAGGAAGUAUAAUUCUAGGCUUUGGAUACAAAUAAUUGUGUUUCUGAAAAUUGUAGUGAAUUUAUUUAAAGUUAAAAAGCUUUUGGAGGAAUUAAAAUAAGUGUAGAUGGACAUUAUUAAACAUAUUAUGACUUUAAUUAUUACAGUGUUUUAAAAAUAGCAGAUAAUUAUACUAAUUUUUAUAGAAAAUUAAUUGAAAAUAAUUGGAUUGAUAAUCAUACUGAAUCUAUAGGAAUAUUUGGAUCAAUAUAUGAUUUGAAUAGCAAAUAAUAAGUUUAAGUUAAUUUUUUAUUAGAAUAAUAAUUUGCUAAAUAUCCUUUAUAUUUAUCUGAAACUUUUUUUUAAAUGCCAUUCUAUGAUUUUUAGGAUACUUUACAUAUUUUGUUGUUUUCUUAUUUAAUAUUUAUUGGUCUUUUAAAGAUAUUUAGAACAAUGUUAGAAUUAACCUAUAUUUUUUCAAGAUUUAAUUUUGUUUUUUAAUUGUAUAACUUUACCUCACUUAUUGUAUAUGUUAUAGUUCACUUUUAAAUUCUAAUAGUUAGAGAUUAAGCAUAAGAUGAGAAUUUAUUAUUUUCUAAAACAGUGUUAGAAAAUAAUUUUAAUGGGAAGAUUCUUUCAGUUGGUCCAGCAUUAUUAAUAAAUGAGUAUUAGACAACUGAAGAUGUAGGAAAAGUAUUACUUUUAUUAAGUUAUCCAUAUUCAUUUGUAUAAUUUAUACUCUUUUUUAAUACUGAAUGGAUUUAAAAUUAUCAUACAUUAUAGAUGAGAACAAUGCCUGGACUUCUAAUUUGUACAAUUUUAUCAAUUUCUUUUUAUAUAUUAACAUUUUUGCCACAAAGUUAUUUAGAUAAAUAAUAUAGAACGGGACAUCAUUCUAUUAAUUAUAUUGCAUAUAUAUUUGCUUAAUUGUUUUUAGAUAAUUAUUAAGAUAAUGAAGUAUUUUUAUAAAAGUAUGAUUUAGGAUUAAAAAAGAUUAUUAAGUUUAAUAAUUGAAAUUUUACAUUUUAUAUUUUAGAGUCUAAUAGUUUUAUAUGUAAUAGGUUUAUCAAUAGAAGGAUUUAGAAAAGCUUCAAUUUAUGAAAUGCCCUAUUAAACAAAGUAUGAUAAAGAAUUUAUUUAAAAUUUCGAUAAUUUGAAUAUAAAAAUUAAUAAGUAAUAAAUAAAAAUAUUAAUUAUAAAUUAGGGUUUUGAAAUAAGUUUAAAAAUUAUUUAUUAAAGAGAAAUAAUCUUAAGGCAAGAAAAUAAGUAGAAGAGAAGAAGAUAAAUAAUCAUAAAUUUUAGAUGAUGAAGAGACUUUGAGUGAUAUGUCUGAAAAUAAAUCUGAUAAAAUUUUAAUAGUUUUUGAAAUAAAUAAUGGAUUUUUAGAAGAUAUAAAUAGAUUUAAAGCAAGAAGAGAUGCUAAUUAAUAUGCAUAAAAAAGAAUUAAAUAUUCAAAAUCCAAUAAAGAAUAAGCAUCUUCUUAAAAAAUUAGAAUUAUUUAAUCUUUACUAUAAAAGGAUAAGGUUAAUUAAAGAUUGCAAGUAAUGUUAAGCAAACAUUGUAAUAAAAAUAUUAAUAUAUUAUAAUAGAAACUAAUGAAGCUUAAUAUACUUAACUUUAGGAAGAUUAAGUAGAGUAAAAUAAUGACUUCUUUUAGAGUUUUAAAGAAUAAAUAAGUGAUUAAGGAGUUAAGAUAAGAGAGUUUACUAUUAUAGAUUAAGUCAUAAAAUUUUUAGAAAUGUUAUUAAGAUUGAGACCUGAAUUUUUGAGUUUGAAUGCAGAAUAAAGAAUUAGAAUAAUGUUUUAUAUAAAUUCAGAUUAAGUUGAAGAAGAUGAUGUUUACAAAUUAUUAAGUUUUUUAAUUGUCAAUCUAGCCAAAUAACAUUUAAAUUAUCCAAUCCUUGUAUUUUCUUGUCAUAAAGAAUGGUAUAUUGAGAAAGCAUAAUAUUUAAAAUUGAAAAAGUUUUAUAGAAAUAUUUUUUCUACUUUGGAGAAAGAAUGUGCAUUAGAAUUUAGUCUGAUGCAAACAUCUUUCUUUGAUUUUUAAUUGAAAUUUUCGAAAGAUUAAUAGUUCUAUGAAAAGGAUAAUUAAGAAGAGAUAUCAAAUUCAAUGAUUGAAGAAGGAGAAGAUAAAUCAGAAUUACUUUGA